Molecule: messenger RNA, 2063 nt
Organism: Cryptomeria japonica (Japanese cedar)
Lineage: Eukaryota; Viridiplantae; Streptophyta; Pinopsida; Cupressales; Cupressaceae
Exons: 3
Coding region: 139-1908 (589 amino acids)
Source: RefSeq, a predicted model, not a curated record
UAUCCUCUUCGGCAUUUCACUAAAGGAAAGAGAUCCUGUAACAGCAAAACAAGGGUUGAAUUGCAUUUUCUAGUUGUAAAAGAACUUGUGGGAGAAAAGAACGGAGAAAAGAGGAAUCUUUGGCAGUUUUAAGUGGCCAUGGAGAGGCUUGACAGGUUGAUGAAGUGUGUGGUGGUGAUGUGGUUGUUGGUGGUGGUGCUGGUUUCGUAUGCCGCAGUGGAGGAGGCGAAAGAACAGGGGCAGAGGACUACAGAGGCAGCGCAAGAGAAGGCUCAGGAGGCCAAGGAGUCUUCCGAGUCAUGGACUGAUUGGGCAAAGGAUAAGCUCUCUUCCUUUUCUGGUGUUGUUACCGAUGAAGCUGGCAAUAAGUAUGAUAGUGCAAAUCAACAAGUGAGGGACCAGAAAGGUACUGCCCAGGACCUCGCUAGCCAGGUGGGAGAAGGACUAACUAAUGUUAAAAAGAAAGUCUCCGAGGCAACAACUGGCGCUCGUUCUUAUGGAGGACAGAAAGCAAGUGAAGGAGUAGAAACUUUGCAAGACGCAAAGGAUUCAGCUCAAUCAUAUGGAGGCAAAGCAGGGGAAAAAUUAGGUAAUGUGAAGGACACAGCUCAAUCUUAUGAAGGACAAGCCCAAGAAACCAUUGGCAACUUGAAGGACACAGCCAAGAGUAAGACAAGCCUCACAGUAGAACAGGCUGAAGAAGCUCUGAAGAAAGCAAAGGAAAAUGUGAAGGAGAAAGGCAGCAAAGCAGUAGAACAGGCACAAGAAGCUUUGAGGCAAGCAAAAGACGCUGCAAUGGAUAAAGGUGCCAAAGCCAGGGAAGCAAUAGAGAACAGCAAGGACUCUACUUUCGGCAACUUGAAGGACACAACCAAGAGUAAGAUAAGCCUUACAGUAGAACAAGCUGAAGAAGCCCUAAUGAAAGCAAAAGAAAAUAGUAAGGAGAAAGGCAGCAAAGCAGUAGAACAGGCACAAGAAGCUUUGAGGCAAGCAAAAGAAGCUGCAAUGGAUAAAGCUGCGAAAGCCAGAGAAACAGUAGAGAACAGUAAGGACUCUGUCGGUAACUUGAAGGACACAGCUACGAGUAAGACAAGCCUUACAGUAGAACAGGCUGAAGAAGCCCUGAGGAAAGCAAAGGAAAAUACUAAGGAGAAAGGGAGCAAAGCAGUAGAGCAGGCACAAGAAGCUUUGAGGCAAGCAAAAGAAGCAGCAAUGGAUAAAGGUGCCAAAGCCAGAGAAACAAUAGAGAACAGCAAGGACUCUGGUGGUAACUUGAAGGAUACAGCUAAGAGUAAGACAAGCCUUACAGUAGAACAGGCUGAAGAAGCCCUGAGGAAAGCAAAGGAAAAUACUAAGGAGAAAGGCAGCAAAGCAGUAGAGCAGGCACACGAAGCUUUGAGGCAAGCAAAAGAAGCAGCAAUGGAUAAAGGUGCCAAAGCCAGAGAAACAAUAGAGAAUAGCAAGGACUCUACUCUCGGCAACUUGAAGGAUACAGCUAAGAGUAAGACAAGCCUAACAGUAGAACAGGCUGAAGAAGCCCUGAGAAAAGCAAAGGAAAAUGUGAAGGAGAAAGGUAGCAAAGCAGUGGAACAGGCACAAGAAGCUUUGAGGCAAGCAAAAGAAGCUGCAAUGGAUAAAGGUGCCAAAGCCAAAGGAACACUAGAGAGCAGCAAGGACUCUACUCUGGAUGCUGCAGAACAUGCUUAUGAGACAACAAAACACAAGGUUGGUGAAGCCUAUGAGUCUGCAAAGGACACCGCGAGUGAGCAGGCCAAGCAAAAAUACGAGUCUGCUAAGGAGACCGCCUCCAAAGCUGCUGGAGACGUUGGGGAGAAGCUAAAACACACUUGCCAAGGUGGGAGGGAGAGUCCCAAUUGUAAGAAGCAUGACAAUCAUGAAGAGCUAUAGAAUGGAGUGGCUUUUAUAAGAUGUAAAUAGAUCUGUGGGAUUUUCAAGUGUCUGAGCUGGUUUUUAGAUUGUAAGUUCAUAGUAUAUUUUGGUCACUAGUUGCGGAUCUGUACAUGAAAACUUUCUGGACUAAAAUAAAUAUGAGGAUUUUGCAA